Doryrhamphus excisus (bluestripe pipefish) is the source of this 14084-nucleotide messenger RNA. RefSeq names its product ATP-binding cassette, sub-family A (ABC1), member 12 (gene abca12). The record is from RefSeq and is a predicted model, not a curated record. Gene Ontology annotation, cellular component: intracellular membrane-bounded organelle; membrane. Lineage: Eukaryota; Metazoa; Chordata; Actinopteri; Syngnathiformes; Syngnathidae. Gene Ontology annotation, molecular function: ATP hydrolysis activity; lipid carrier activity; ATP binding. Gene Ontology annotation, biological process: lipid transport; transmembrane transport.
ACACCUGCACACUAACAGUCACGGCAGGCCACAGGAGACGCACGCUCGCUCAUUCGCUCGCUCAACUAAGCGGAUUCACUUGUUUGGUUUUUCCCGUCUAGAGGAACGUUUGUACAUCUUGUGUUCUGAUUUUACGAAUAAAGAGGACACCGAGUGCCGAGUGGGAAAAGUGUCGCCAUGUUCUUACGGUGACAAAAUAUCCACAUCGGAGUUCAAACAGCCUCAUCCAGUGAUGGCCUUCUUCCCGCAACUGAAGCUUCUUCUUUGGAAGAAUGGGCUGAAUAUCAUCAGGAAGCCGGUCUGGUCGCUGACGCUGAUCAUUUGGCCUGUGGUCAUCUUUAUCAUCAUCGCUGUCACCCGUAGCCACUUCCCCCCACUGCUCAGAGACACAUGCUAUGUGGAACCUCGAAAUCUGCCCAGCACCGGCUUCUUCCCAUUCUUGCAGACCCUCAUGUGCAACACGGACAGCAAUUGUCACAACGCGUCCCGUCUGGUGAAUCCGUCGACGUUUACAAAAAGAUCCACAACGGAUGCCAGGUCAACAGCCUCGUUAAGGAGUUCUUUAUUGGCGAAGAUGCUUGAAGGUGGUGACUUUUACAACUUCACCUUUUCAAACGACCCCAACAAGGACCCGGUCUUACUGACGGAGGCCUUGGAUAAAUUAUGGGCGUUGACUUACCAGCCAAACCAAAGGAAUACCUCUGUCAUCCACGCCAGGAAUACUACUCUUACAAGCAAUGAGGAGGCCUUGAACCAGACUAUGGAAUCAAUGAAACUGCUGAAGCAAGGCAUCUGCUCCAUAAUUAUGGCUGUGAUCAACAGAACAUCAACCAGCCCUUACAGCAAUGAGCUGGUCACAUUUUGCACCUCCGAUAAUCCUGUGUGUGAGGACCUUCUCCUGUCAAUCAACCAGAUUCUAAAAGAGGAGCUGUUGACCAAUCCGGACGAGCUGGCCAAGGUGGUUGGGACAGUGAUAUUUGUGUUCCAGGAGUUGCAGAACCAGAGCUCAUUGUGGGAGACCCUUCUAGCUUUUCCUCAGCUCUUCUCUGGAGGGUCACUUGACGAGAUGUUGGACAUCACUGAGGUCUUUCUCACCAAUGUACAAGAGUCUAUGAAAGUCAUCCAGACCAAUUUCCCAGAAACAGCCGAGAUGGUCUCUGCGGUGCAUCCAUUUAUAGCCGGAGCCAUCAACAUCAUCCACUAUGUUCAAAAGUGGCCUGGUAAAGAUGUGUACCUCUCUCUUGGAGAUGUUGUGAAGUUGCACAAUAAUUCAUUUGAUUAUCUGAUUGAACUGGUUUUACAAAAUGUCCAGUUACCACUUGUCCAGGCUAUGGCUUUGACUUUCGACAGAGACAUUGUGCAUUCCUACAUUUGUGAUGGCAGUAAUAACCCAUCGUGGCUCACAACUGCAUGUGUCACUGGUAUCGUGGAUAUGGUUCUGCACUAUGUCAGUCCCAACAAGUUGGCCCAGCAGGUGGUCCUGGCUUGGAGUAAGCAUGUUGCUCCCCAUGAUGUCACCUUUGCCAAAGGACUGCUUCACAGUCUAAUGGGAGAUGGACCUCCAGGGCCUGUUAAAGGCUUCAACGUCUCAAGAACCCGGCGUAACAUAGAAACACAAACGCAAAACAUUGAGGAGGAGCUGUUUUUGACGGUUGGUCAAGUGGUGCUGGAAAUCAGUGAAAUUGAUCCUGAUUUGGAAAUGAUUGUUCAGAGCAUCGUGAGCGUUGGUUUUCAGUCUAUGAGAAUAACAUCUCUCUCUCUGGAUAUUGUUGGAGAUGUGAUGCACAAUAUCCUGACUGACAUCAUUCAACUUCAAAAUAUUUAUCUCACUUUGCUUACAAACCAAACUAAGGCGAGCCUUUGGAUGGAUGGUGUCCGACACAGCGUACUGGAAGUGACCAUGAAGAGCCUGACAUCAGAGUCUUUAACAUGUGAGGAGGUCCUGGACCCAUUUCAGUGGCUCUUGUCCACUGAGACCAUCAAGUUUGAGAUGUGGAAAGCAAUUAUCUGUGAGGACACUGACACUCUGGAGGAUCUGCUGCUGAUGGACUGGAUGCCUUUGGUUGAGAAAGCAUAUGAGUUGUACAGUACCUUUACUGAAGUAGGAGAAUACCACAAUGUAACGCUUCCUAUGGUUCUCUAUGAGUGGCAUAAGUUACAUGCCAGCACAUUGGAAUUUGGAGCGUUCUUGGACAGGCUGUCCUCCGACUUGGAUGAAGGUUAUUGGUUGGACUGGAUACCAGGCAACAUGUCGACUGACAUUGUUGAGACUCUUCAACAAAGUGUUUUUGUCUUCAUGGUAAAUUUGGGAGAAAAAAUGGAGGCGAGUCCAUUGUGGCCUGAGCUGAAGAGCUACUUCCACAUGAUUUACUGGGUUUUUAACUACACUCCUGGUGUCACCACACAGCCAGCAAAUUGUUCCUUUGACAUUGAGACUCUAAACAUUGAUUGUGAUACUGGACUGGACUGGUACAAGUUUGUUCACGGUUUCAUGGGGCCUCUGAUGUUACCAAACCAAAAUACUCUGGUGAAGUAUCUCAAAGGCACCGUCAGUCUAUUACAGACUGUGUUUGGGGACCUCAUUAUGGAUUUGACAGGAUCAUAUUUAACACAAGAAAUUAAAGGUGGAGAUGCGCUGUCUGCAUACCUUAUAAACCUGAUGAAGAACCUGCACUACUUGGUAUCCAACAUCUCUGCACUCUCCAACCAAAACAUCUCCAACUCUGAUGUCAUGGUUCCUCUCAUUAGCAACCUAUUGGAGUCUACAGGUCUGAGUCCGCUGUUACCGUUUCUCUUCAGCAACAACGCGGUCAAAGUCUCUGACAUUAUUGAUGCUGCUGUGAAGCUUGGUAGAAGCAACCAGGAUAUUUUCAACUUCAAUGAGACGGACCCAACAAUGCCUGAACUGGAGAGGUUGAUCAUGAAGUUCCUGUCCUUGGAGAGUAACCUCACCAUGUCUCUUUCCUACAUCUUGGGGAACACUCUGCUUACCUAUAACAGCUACUUUGACCCAUAUGUAGUGGCCUAUAUCAGAGAAUCAUUGAAGCCUUUCACCAGCCAAACUUCAUCAGGCGUUGUGGAGACCAUCCUCACAGCCUUGGAGCUUCUCAAGGAAGCGGUUGAUUCACCAAAUGAUGACCCAGCUACUGUAAUCCUUUCAUAUAUCCGGCAACUUCAAGAAUUCGGGGUGUCCCUGUUUCAGUUGCGAAGAAUCCAAAAUACCGUGUCGCCUGAUGGACAAUUGAGUACAGCUCAAAUUACGGACCUCUCCCAGGUUUCCACUGACUUUCUCAACCUCCUCACACCUGAGAGUCUUCACAACCUCACACAGAUCGGGCCGGAUGCAGCUCAGGAGUUGGUGAUCCAAAAAUUUCUGGCAUUCCUACCACCGGAAUUCCAAGAGGAAGCUGCGUUAUUUUUUCAAGAUUUUAAAAGUCUGCAGUAUCACUUGUCCUUAUGUGCAGAACGUCAAAACUGUUCUGCUGGUAUCUCGGAAGUCUUCACAUUCCUGGAUCAAAUAUCCAACUUGAUGCUCUCAGCUAAUGGCAACGUCACAGUCAACAUGGCUUUAACCAACAAGUUUCUGGAGGGUGGUGAAUAUGAAGAUAUUGCAUUCGCUUUCUUCUCACUCUUCUUAUCUCCAAGGGACACUUCCUAUGUUGGCGUAUUCAAGCAGAUACUUAAUUUCAUCAGAGUGGUUAUAAAAACACCAAAUAUUACAGUGUCCCAUAUCCAAAAUGCCCUGAGGCAGUCAAAUGUUACCCUUGAGGAGCUAAACUACAUCACUCACCUUACAGGAUCCGCCAACAUAAACGAGCUGUUGAUAAAUAUAAUGGGUAUCGCCGACGUUCCCAAGUGUUUUGAAGUACAGCAUAAUACAUCAGUGACGGCCCAGUGUAUUAAGGGAUUGAUAGACAAGGUCAGCAACUUCCUAAAAACCAUACCUGCUCUCCAAGAUCACACAGACAUCAUCGGUCUCAUCCCAUUAAUUGUCAAUGAAACUACAACCGAUGUCAUUCAGGCUCAUUUUAGCUCAAAUGCACACAUGGAUGUAAUACAUGUUCUUAACAACACCUUAAACAAUAUCAAGAUCAACCUACAGUUGAACAAUCUGAACACCCCAGAGAUCAUGAAUGAAAUCAGAGUGAUAGAAGGUCUUUUGAAGGUCGUUGCCAAUCCCGAACCCGUGAAUCACAUCUUGAACGCCAUGUCAGUGCCAUACUCUGAGGAAGUUACAAGAAUCUAUUUGCAAGUCAUGCAGUGGUAUUUGCAACGCCUGGAAAACGUGACCAGCAGCAGUUUUGUGUCAGAUCUCCUCUAUCCUCUUUUCCGCCUCACACAGUUACAAGUCACGCUGCAACUGGCGCAGACAAAUUUGACUAUAUUCAUCAACAACCAGACUGUCCACUUUGUGUACCCAACGGAUGGCGCAGAGGUGAGAAAAAUCGGCCAAGCAACCGUUGCGAUUCUUCAGCAAAUUGUUAAGUACACAAUAGUCACCAUUCAACUUCAGAAUGAGAAUGCGGAAAUUUUUGGUUCCGUGCCCCUGUUCAACACAACUGAGCUGCAUCGACUUGAACAACAAAUUCACAUCUACCUUGAUGUUAUACAAAUAUGGAUGAAAGAACCCAAUGUCACAGAAUUCUUCACCGGUAUGCUCCAGUGGGGAAACUCUACCCUGAAUGUGUCCACGCCGUUAAAAGACCUUCACUUCCUGUUGCAGACGUUGGUUAACUAUCUCAGUGAAGAUCAACUGGCUUACCUCACAAUCAUCACCAAUAUCACAAAGUCUCUGAACAAAGCUAUUAUGGUCUUGGAGCAACCAGGAGAUAUCCAAUUUGACCACCUAUAUACCGCCAUCAUGGAAGCAGUUCAAACUUUAAUGAAGAUCAUCACCCAAACUACGGACCCCCUGCCGCAUUCUGUGCAGCAAGACAUCAAAGGGAUUGUGCAUGAUACAUUAGCCAUUUCUGUCCAAACGGACUUGAGUUACGCCACAUCACUCAACCUCACCCUCCAAAUCAUGAAAAGAGCUGAGAACAUUGUUAAACAUCUGGUUCCAGAUGAGUUUGCAGUCUACUUGUUGUCCGGCCUCAAAGUAGGCACCACUUAUUUUGAGACAAUUGCCUCGACCAGUGGACCUGACAACUGGAAUCACAUCAUUUUGAAUCAAAUGAAGACGGUUCAGAGCCUCUUACCACCAAACAGCACAGCCCAGUACUAUGUUUCUGUCCUCAUCAACAUCACCCACAUCAUUUUGGAGUCUGGUCAAGGCAACAGCAGCUUUGCAAAUGAAACGAUAGAAAUCAUAACAGAAAUUUUGGGCCAGAUUUGGCAGAUUAUUACACAUGACCCAGGUACUCCAUCUUUGGGGGUGUUUACUGAUUUUGCUGCAGUACUUGAAGAAAUCUUUACCGGAAAAGCAGACGGAGCAACCUGGAAUAAGCUUGAGAAGAUGUUGAAGCUCCUACUGUCUCCCCUCAGUCAAAUGGAGAUAUGGGACGAUGUCACAUCUGUUGUCCCCUAUUAUGAAAAAACUGUAGCGUUUAUGGUGAACACCACAAAUGCAGAGAACAUGCUGAUACGAAACCUUCAGAAGCCUCUGAUGACCCUGAUGACAGAAAUAGCACAGUUUGUGAACUCCAGCCAUUUUAACUUGUCGGAGAUCUCGGAAAGAAUGCAGCCUGCCAUAGAAAACACGCUGCUGGCCGCUGAACAGGCGAAUGGAACACUGGAGUGCAGUGAAGCACUCAAAGCCUGGGAGCCAGUCGGGGCUGCGGCCGGGUUAAACCAAAGUGUCCUGGAAAUGUGGUGUGACAUCAGUUUGCAGCCUGUUCUCGAGGCCUAUGCUGCAUACCACUAUAUUUAUCCCCACUUCAACACCAGUGACGCAAAUGUGACAGAAAUGGCUGCUGGCACGGCGGCUUCCCGGAUUGUCAAGGCAACACGUUCUUUGUAUCAAGUCAAGCGGAAUCAAUCUCAUGCCAUGGAACAGGUCAUAAUGGCUCUCUACAACCAGCUCAUUGAGCUGCUGGGCCAGCCGCCGAGUCCCAGUGGUGAGCUUUUCUUGUUCAAGCAGCUCCAAGACAUGCAGCUGCGAAACAGUUUGUCCUCUAUUCAAAUGCUCUCAGACGAGUUGCAUAAAGUGGCACCCAUGCUUUGGUCGUGCGUGGAUUCGAUGGAUAGAGCGCUAUACCACAGCCUGAACAACUCCCAUCACCUUCAAGACUCCGACACAUCGCAUGCUAUCUUCACCGAGGCAGCGAUCAUCCUCCUCUCCUGUGCAAACAUCACCUCAGAGGAAGUGCUCUCAUUGAUAGAGGGUGACUUAUCUUGGCUCAUCAAAGGACCUCGCUCUGCCAUGAGAAGGAAUGCUCUUCAAACCUUCAUCCAUAUGACGGUAUCUGGGAAUGACUCGAUGGUUUACGAAGUCCUGGAGCAGAUUAUGGCCUCCGACGCUGCAAUGUUACUAAUACAGAAAGUGGUUGAAAUGUCCGAAUGGUUGGCGUCAACAGAAGCGUAUGGGCUAGAGCUGCUCACAGAAGCUCUACCAAAAAUAUCGGAACUCCUCAAGCAUUUAUUGUCGAUGUUGACUCAGAUUGGCGUGGAUUUGCCAGAGAGUACAGAGCUGGUUGAAGAUCUAGCGGAAAACAUCAUCGCAAUGCUGAGGCAGUUGUUAAACAGUGGUCUUUUCACCUUCAUGGACCACCAUCAAGGAGAAGAUAUUGGGGAUAGGGGUACUACCUUCAGACACAAACGUGAGGCACCAAUACUCCCUCAAAGGGGCCUUGUGGAUGACUUCAGUGACUUGCUCUAUAUAGACUACCCAGCAAUGUUCAGAGCCAUCUCGGCUCCUUUAACCCCAGAAGAAAUAAUGGAGACAGCUCAUGUGUUUUUUGCCAAUCCUGAUCUAAACAUUGUGGUAAAAGGAACAACCAACGACAUGCCGUGGGUUCGGAACGGCUCAUGGGAAAACACAAUCGAUGCCGCCCUUGGGAUCCUCUCGUACGCCACUCUACCCAACAGUUCUCUGAUGUCAUAUCUGGAUGUGUUGAGGGAUGCUGUGGCUUUGCUCCCUGAUAGUCUUCCAUUCAUAUCUGUGCUUCAAAAUAUCACCAGAGUGCUUGCCAGUGAAUCUCAAGAGAACCUCGAUCACUUCCAAGAGACCUUCCAGACAGCUGAGCUGCUUUUCCAGACCGACAUCAGAGAUCCGCUUUUCACAGAACUUCUUGAUCUCCUGACAUCCCAGGUGUGCAUAGUAGAGGAUACUGCAUCUCUACGUUACCUCUUGGAAGUCAUCUCAUUAGAGCCCGGUCAGCUCUGUCACAUUGUCCUACCUGGUCUGAAAACUCUGCUGGAAGGUCUGCUGGUCAACACGACAGACUUGAAUGAUGCCCUCUUCCAGACCAUCAUUGGAGACCCGAGCACCUUUGACCAGAGGACAGACUGGUCGGUUGCCCUCAGUGAAAGUUUGGGCUUUAACACCAGCAGCCUGAGUUCUCUCGGUAUUAACAUCACAUCCCCAGGGAAGACAACAGUUGGUGAGUUGCUCCAUAAUCAAAGUGCCUUUGUCCAGGAUGUUCAGCAGCACAUGGAUUUCGAUCCGGCUACUCUCAACAUGUUCAUGGAGACCAUCAUGCCGACCAACAAUUUAAAGAUUCUCUCCUGGCUGGUGAAUCUCCGACACUGCAACUACCCAGGGCAUCUGAGCAUCGUCGAGACAGAUUUAUUCAAGACCUUCUGCUCCAUGUCCGUCCAAGAGUGGUACAACUUCACUGUCCUCCUGACCCGCCACCUAAACCUGCAGAAGUUCAUCUACAGAAUGGUGUUGUCAGAUGAGCUUCAGAGCCUUUUGGGACUGAUGUUUCAAAUGGCCCAGAACAUAAUCCACCUGAUGGAAAAGUUCCUCCCUGCCAUUGAUCAGCUGCAAGACUACAUGCUCUCCAUGGAAAGCCUCAACCUGGUGGCCGACAAUGAGUUUAACCAAGUUGCGAGAGGCGUGAAGCCCAGCCUCUCCGUCAGAGCUACUUUUGUCACAAUCUCUCGGGCAAUGUGCAGUCGAGGUGUCAUGGCUCUUUUUGGACUCGCGACACUUCCCAUCCAUGUGGAUUCCAACCCAUCAUUCCUUGAUAGACAAAAACGGGAGGAGAUGAUUGACAGGUUCAAGAUUCCACAGAAUGCAACUCCAUUCUGCAUGAACAUGUACCUCGACAUGGUUAGCACCAGAGGAGGAGCCAUUGCCUGGGCUUUCCUUAAACCAAUGCUGAUGGGGAAAAUCCUCUUCUCACCCAACACUCCCAGUAUCAGGGCUGUUAUGGAGAAGGCCAAUGGUACCCUGCAAGAGUUUGCAAAUCUAAAGAAGCACUCCGACGAAUGGAUCCAUUCCUCCGGCUACCUAAUGGAAUCCGCCAAAAUACUGAGCCGCACUUUGCCAAUGCUUAAGUCUUCCUUGUCCAAUCCGUUUGUGCAAAAUUUCAUACAAAUGCAAACAGACAUCGACGUCCACAAAAUGAGGAACACUCUCAACGGUUUCUCAAACAUGACACUGAUGCUGGAGAAGAACAAACACAUCAUGGACCAAAUCACGCUCUUAUCCACCUUGCUGGUCAACAUGUCAUCUUGUAUUAAAUUUGAUCGCUACCAAGGCUAUGAUUCUGUUGAGGAGCUUGACGCUAAUGCCCAGGAGCUCGCCAAGGACCGCAAUCUCUAUGGAAGUGUAAUCUUCACUCUCCCCAAAGAUGACGACUCCUUACCGCCCAAUGUCAGCUAUACCAUCCGCAUGCAUAUGGACAACGUGAUGCGGACCGACCGCAUCCGUGAGCCUUACUUUGUGAAGGACACGCACAUCUCUGCGCAGAAAACCAUGCGCUACAACCGGGGCUUCGUGUACCUGCAGGAGAACAUUGACCGAGCCAUUAUUGAAAUCCAAACCGGGCAGAGAGUCACAGACACGGCUGUGCAGCUUCAGCCCUUCCCAUAUCCAUGUUAUCUUCGUGACGAAUACCUGGAGGCCAUCUCCUUUGUCUUUCCAAUCAUGCUGAUGUUAGCCUGGGUUCUGUUUGUGGCUGACUUUGUGAAGAAAUUAGUUCACGAGAAAGAACUGAGGCUGCAUGAGUACAUGAAGAUGAUGGGGGUCAAUCCGCUCAGCCACUUUUUCGCCUGGUUUUUGGAGUGCGCUGCUCAUCUGAUGGUGACCAUCAUCAUCCUCACCCUGGUUCUCAAGUAUGGCGGCAUCCUCUCCCACAGUGACGGCUUCCUCCUCUUCUUGUAUCUCUCGGACUACGGUCUGAGCAUCCUGGCCUUCAGUUUCCUGCUCAGCUCCUUCUUCGAUAAGACCUACGUCGCUGCGCUUAGCGGAAGCCUCCUUUACAUCCUCUGCUUCUUCCCUUAUAUUGUGGUCAUGGCCAUGGAGACCAGUCUCACCCUUUUCCAGAAGAGUGCUUUGAGCAUACUGUCUCCAUCCUGUUUCAGUUACGCCAGUCAGUACAUCUCGCGCUACGAGUCCCAAGGAGAAGGAAUUCAUUGGUACAACUCCUAUUCCUCACCCAUCGCUGGAGACACAGCCUCCUUUGGUUGGCUGUGCUGGUUGAUGCUCUUAGAUUCCAUCUACUACUUCAUCCUGGGGGCCUACAUCCGCAUGGUCUUUCCAGGCGCCUAUGGCAUCCCAGCCCCAUGGUACUUCCCAUUCACCGCCUCCUUUUGGGCUGACCUGUGGUGCUGUAUAAAGAAGCCGCAGAAGGGAAGCAGAGGACUUCUGUUCACCAACAUCAUGACUAAAAACCCGCCUGUGUUUGACGACAAGGGGAAAGGCCAGACCAUGCUUUCCACUCAGGCGGGCGACGAUUUCUCUCAUCUGCCAGUGGGUGUUGCCCUCCACGGUCUGACUAAGAUAUAUGGCGACCGAGUAGCCAUUCAAAACCUGAACGUUUCCUUCCAUGAGGGUCAUGUCACGUCACUGCUAGGGCACAACGGUGCCGGCAAGACCACCACCAUGUCACUGCUAACAGGCCUCUUCGCCCCCUCAUCUGGGACCAUUGAGGUGUACGGUCGAGACAUGCAGACACACCUGGAUGACGUUCGCAAAGAUCUGGGUGUGUGCAUGCAAUAUGACGUUCUCUUCGACCACAUGACCACCGAGGAGCACCUCCUCCUGUACGGCCAGAUCAAGGCCCCACAUUGGUCGCACCGGGAAUUGCAGGAGCAAGUUCGAACCAUCUUAGAGGAGACAGGCAUGUAUGCUCAGAGACACAAGCGUGUGGGUACCCUAUCGGGUGGCAUGAAGCGCAAGUUAUCCAUCUCCAUCGCCUUCAUCGGUGACUCUCGCUUGGUGGUGCUGGAUGAACCCACCACAGGCGUUGAUCCAUGCUCACGGAGGAGUAUCUGGGACAUUGUUAUCCAGCAUAAAAAGCGGCAUACUAUCAUUAUGUCAACUCACCACCUGGAUGAAGCUGAAGUGCUGAGUGACCGCAUCGCGUUUCUGGAGAGAGGAGGGUUAAAAUGCUGUGGUUCGCCUGUCUACCUGAAAGAGAAGCUGGGCCAAGGCUACAAACUCACUCUCAACAAAAAGAUGAAGACACCCGAGUCUGAGCGCUUUGAUGAUGGCGACAUGAAGGCCUUUAUCCAAGCCCACAUCCCCGAAGCAAGACUGAAAGAAGCUCAUGGCAGUGACCAGGUCUACACCCUGCCCCCGUUCACAUCCUCAAACGCCUCCUCAUACCGCUCUCUUCUGAUCGCGCUGGAUGCCAACCUUGAUGAUUUGCAACUGGGAGGCUAUGGAAUCUCUGAUACCACCCUUGAAGAGGUGUUCCUCCAAUUGACUGACGGAAAUGAACAAAAAGGCGUGCCUGAGGACAGACCCUUUUCUAUUUCAGAGACGGUGUCAGACUCUGAAUCUAUUAAUAGCUUCCCUGCAGAUACAAGCGAAAGCAUCCCCGGUUUUAGUGACAAAAUUCACCUGACAAGUUCUUCCAAAGCACAAGGUAUAAGCUUGGCCUGGCAGCAGAUCAAAGCCAUACUGAUCAAGAGGUUCCACCACAGCCGCAGAGACUACAAGGGCCUGAUCUCCCAGAUCCUACUUCCGGUUUUAUUUGUGGUGUUCGCCAUGGGCCUGGGAUCCAUCAAGAACGACCUGCGACACUACCCUAAGCUGGAGCUUAGCCCUGCACUUUACAACAUGGAACCAAGCUACUCCUUUUUCAGCAAGCAUAAUGAAAUGUCUAGCCCGCUGGCGGACAAGAUGAUGUCAUACCCAGGAUUGGACAACAGCUGCCUUGAUGAGUCUGGCAAUCCGGUUUGCAUGAAACAAACCAGCAGCUGGGAGUCCAAAGGGAAAAGUUCAGAACAGUUUAGUGACUGCAAAUGUUCCCUACAAGAACAGAGUUGUCAUGGGGAAAGAUUCGAUCCACCCAGUCGGCAGACCCCCUCUUCUCAGAUUGUUUACAAUCUAAGUGGAAUCAAUGUGGAGAAUUACCUGAUGGUCACAGCCAAUGACUUCAUUAGGAACAGGUACGGUGGAUUUGAAUUUGGAAUGCGACUCCCAUCUGACCUCCAAAUGGAUCUUAUAGCAAAGUCUACAAACGCCACUCUAUCAAAGGUUUGGUUCAACCCGGAGGGCCACCACAGUAUGCCGGCAUAUUUGAACAGCCUCAACAAUUUAAUCCUACGCGCCAAGCUUCCAGAAGACAAAGAGCCACAGAAAUACGCCAUUUCAGUGUCCAGUCAUCCCUACUUUGGCCGAGCAGAUAACGAGGACUCUAUCAUCCAGGGAAUGCUCCAGAUACUCGUGGCCGUUUGCGUGCUCACAGGAUAUUCCAUCACCACGGCAAGCUUUGCCGUCUACGCCGUCACCGAGCACCACAACGGCUCCAAGAGGCUGCAGCACAUUGCUGGCAUCAGCGAGCCCUUUUACUGGGCCGUCACUUUCCUUUACGACAUGAUGAUCUACAUGGUUCCUGUCAUCUUGACAGUCGCCGUGGUUGCAGCCUUCCAGAUCCCAGCGUUCACAGAACGACAAAAUUUGGCUGCUGUCACCCUGCUUCUGGUGCUCUUUGGGUUUGCCACCUUCCCGUGGAUGUACCUCUUGUCUGGUGUCUUCAAGGAUGCGGAGAUGGCCUUCAUCACUUACGUGUGCAUUAACCUUUUCAUCAGCACCAAUACCAUCAUGUCCAGCUCCAUUCUUUACUUCCUCAGUCAGGUUUCAACACAAAACGAAGAGAACAUAAAGGAAACGUUCAGGAUCCUGAGCCGAGCGUUCUUAAUCUUCCCUCAAUUCAACUUUGGGAAUGGACUGAUGCAGUUGGCCAGAAUGAACAUCGAAGUCCAGCUCAUGAGCGGCUACGGCAUUGACGCCUAUAAGAACCCGUUCUCUAUGGAUGCACUGGGCUGGAUGAUCGUGUCCUCCAUCAUUCAAGGCGUGGUCUUCUUCACGUUGCGCCUCUUGCUUAACAGGUUCCUCAUACGCAAAGUCAGGCGUCUAUUUUUGGGCAGAAAAAAUGUAUCCCAGGUGAUUGAGGACGAGGACGAGGAUGUAGCAGCUGAGCACAUGCGAGUGGUUAGCGGAGCAGCAAGUUCGGACAUCCUGCAGGUCAACCAGCUCACUAAGAUCUAUCAACAUCUCAACAAGAAGAUCUGUGCAGUCAAAAGGCUCUCUGUGGGAAUUCCUGCCGGAGAGUGCUUCGGUCUGCUGGGAGUGAACGGGGCGGGAAAAACAACCACUUUCAAGAUGCUUACCGGAGAUGUUAGCCCCACUGAUGGCACCGCGCAGAUCAGGGACUGGGACGGGCGGCUGGUAGACAUUAUGGAGUGCCGGCAACAGGGAAUUAACAUUGGCUACUGUCCCCAGGUGGAUGCACUGGAUAACCUGCUCACUGGAGAAGAGCACUUGUAUUUUUACGCUCGUAUUCAAGGAAUCUCUAAAAGUGAGAUAGACGGGGUGGUGCGGUAUCUUCUGAAAAAGCUGGAGUUGAACUACCAUCAAAACGUGACAACCGAUGGCUACAGUUGUGGCACCCGGAGGAAGCUCUCUACAGCCAUCGCUCUCAUCGGUCAUCCUCAGAUCUUGCUACUGGAUGAGCCCAGUUCCGGCAUGGACCCCCGUACCAAACGGCACCUGUGGAAAAUCAUCUCUGAAGAGGUGAAAGGAAAAUCCGCCGUUGUCCUCACUUCACACAGCAUGGAGGAAUGCGAGGCGCUGUGUAGCCGUCUUGCCAUCAUGGUGAAAGGUCAGUUCCGCUGCCUGGGAUCCUUGCAGCACAUUAAGAACAGGUUCGGCAGCGGGUUCACUGUGAAGAUGUACUUAGCCGAGGCUGGCGGUGAUGUAGAGGCAAUCACUGGCUUCAUGCAGAGACAAUUCCCCAGUACUUAUUUGAAGGACCAGCACUCAUCCAUGGUGGAGUACCAUGUUCCCGUCGCACCGGGAGGUGUGGCCGCUAUCUUCGACAAGCUGGAAUGCAAGAAGAGCUCGCUGCAGAUCAAACAUUUCUCUGUGAGCCAGACCACUUUGGAUGAGGUCUUCAUCAACUUCGCCAUGGGAAGCAGCCGCAUGGAAUCCACAGCAGCUCACGUUGACUUGGACUCCAUAAAAGACGUAGAGGCUUAGAUCUGACUACUAUUAUGUCUGCAGUGAAAUGAGAACACUAUCUCUUUAUUCUGCAUCUGUCCUAAAUAGAUACUAUAGAAGGAGAUUAGACUGCAAAUCUUUUUUUACGUUUGACAAUCAUAAUUAAUCCUCAACGCCAAUCCUAGGCCCUCCAAAAUCCUGUUGUAUUGAGCACAUUUCCAUACAGAUUAAUAUUUAUUCAUGUUUACUGACUUCAGAUUAAUUUACUACACUUGAAAGUUUCUCGUCAUCUUGAUUUUUGUAUAUGAAGAAUUCAGUUAACAUGGGCUGAAUUCUGUUAUUCAGUUUAUAAUCAAAAGAUACAACAUUGUUGCUACCCGCACCUUCUACUACAGUAAUUAACAUAGUAACCUAUCUAUGUCUUACUUUGAGAUCAUUUUGCUGCUUAUGGACCAUUUUGUGAUGGCCUUGAAUGUAUGCUGCCAUGCUUUUUAUAACGUAAAUAAAAACAUUUUUUCAACUGCAA